GAGAGCCAGCCACUCUUCCUCUCCUGGGCCAGCCUCUGAGCAGCCGCUAGGCAGGGGCUGAUAAACUCUGCUGCGAGCCCUCUGACACACCAGCUGGCCCGACUGAGCCACCAGCAUCACCAUGAAGGACGAGGUGGCUCUUCUGGCCACGGUGACCCUCCUGGGAGUUCUACUGCAAGCCUACUUCUCGCUGCAGGUGAUCUCGGCGCGCAGGGCCUUCCGCGUGUCGCCGCCGCUCACCACCGGCCCCCCCGAGUUCGAGCGCGUCUACCGAGCCCAGGUGAACUGCAGCGAGUACUUCCCCCUGUUCCUCGCCACCCUCUGGGUAGCCGGCAUCUUCUUCCACGAAGGUGCGGCGGCCCUGUGCGGCCUCGUCUACCUGUUCGCGCGCCUCCGCUACUUUCAGGGCUACGCGCGCUCCGCCCAGCAAAGGCUGGCCCCGCUGUACGCGAGCGCGCGCGCCCUGUGGCUGCUGGUGGCGCUGGCGGCGCUCGGCCUGGUCGCCCACUUCCUCCCCGCCUCCCUGCGCGCCGCACUCGUGGGGCGGCUCCGGACGCUGCUGCCCUGGGCCUGAGACCGAGGACGCGGGACCUGCGGAGCUGGACCGGAGCCGGGCCGCCUGGAGGGCGGGGGGAGGGGACCCCUCACCCCACCCCAGUCUCUAAUUAAAGUGCUCGCGACCAGA
Molecule: messenger RNA, 685 nt
Organism: Myotis daubentonii (Daubenton's bat)
Lineage: Eukaryota; Metazoa; Chordata; Mammalia; Chiroptera; Vespertilionidae
Gene: LTC4S
Product: leukotriene C4 synthase
Biological process (GO): leukotriene biosynthetic process
Cellular component (GO): nuclear envelope; membrane; endoplasmic reticulum
Molecular function (GO): leukotriene-C4 synthase activity; glutathione transferase activity; glutathione peroxidase activity
Source: RefSeq, a predicted model, not a curated record